AUGGUGACUCAGUCACAAAUCGAUUCGGCCGAAUCGUUAAAAGACGCAGGCAAUGAUGCCGUGAAACGAGGAGAGUGGACGGAAGCAAAUGACUACUAUACUGAAGCAUUGCAACUGACUUGUGAGGACGACAAAGCCUUAAGGGCGGCUUUGUAUAGAAAUCGUGCGCUUACAAGAUUAAAGCAAGAUGAUUUUGAAGGAGCUGAAAGUGACUCCACAAAAGCUUUGGAAUAUGAUGGAGCUGACGUGAAAGCUUUAUAUAGGCGAGCCCUUGCUCGUGAACAGCUCAACAUCGUUGCAGCUGCUUUCAAAGAUGCUAAAGAAGCGUUGAGGCUCAGCCCUAAGGAUAAAAGUAUUUCCGAUUUGCUGCAACGACUUGUCGUUGCAAACAAUGAGAAAGUCAAGAAGGCUACCAGUAUGGACAACAAGGUCAAGGAUAUGAGUAGCUUAGCUUUCGAAGGUCAAGCAAAAGACAAGGAGCAGAAAGUACAGGCUUUCAACAAUCUUCUCGUUCUUGCGAGAGAAACAGAAGCUGGUGCUGCGAGGAUUUGGAAUUCAAGCAAGGGAGUCGCAAUAUUGCUGUCGGUAGCUGAAAACAACAAUGAACCGUUGGAAGUAUCCGUUGCUGCAAUUAGGAUUUUAGAUGAGAUUCUGAAGAACCAUGGACGAGCACUGUACUUUCUGUCGAUGCAUGAUAAUGAUGGUUUGCGUUCGGCACGGUACGUUUGCCGUCUCAUGUGCGUUAGGGAUGCUAAAGAGUAUGUCGAUGCUGCCGGAUUAAUAGUGCAGAGAAUAUUUAACGCUCUUGUUAAAAUGGACCGUACAAAGGAAGUAAAACCAGAUCCAGAAGUUGCAGAAGCCAAUAAGCUAUGGAUUAUCCGUGUCAUUUUGGAACUUCAAGAAAUGUUAACUGACAAAUCUGUGACGGCAAUAGUUAGAGAGAUGGUAAUUGAUAUUCUACUGAAGAAUCUAAUGCAUAUGGAUGGUGGUAUUCCACGUGGAUGGUCUUGGAAGUUCACUGAAGAGACAGGUCUUUUGGCCCUUUUGGAUGUAUCUUCGCAAAUACCGGAACAGUGUGACUAUCCGGUAUCUCAUGAGACUCGGCAACAUGUGGCCAUUUGUCUUCAACGACUUGAUGAAGACAUGGUUUUCGACUCGAAGAGAUUAAUAUACAAAGAGAAAGUCGACCUCUUUUUCAAUGGUCUUAUGGCACGCGCUAGUGACGAUUCAGAGGGACACAAAGUUCGGAUAAAACUUGCUUGUUUCCUGAUCACUAUGCUUCAGGGUCCUGUCGACAUAGGUGUGAAUUUAGUGACAAACGAUCAAGUUACCGCUAUGAUGCUUCAAAUGGCUGCUUCUUCUAACCAUCUCAUGCAAAGUGUUGCUGCUGAACUGAUCGUGAUGACUGUUGUCAAACACGAAAGAGCAACGUCCAUCCUGAAGGUUGGUGUGCCCAUCCUGAGAAAGUUGUACGAGUCAGAGGAUGAGAAUGUAAAAGUUCGAGCACUUGUGGGUCUUUGCAAAUGUGCCGCUGCUGGUGGUGAUGAUGCAUCUCGAGCUACCAUGAAAGAAGGAGCCCCGCAAAAACUUGCGCAAACUUGUAAGAAGUUCUUGCUAGAGUACGACAAGUACAGCAUGGACGUUAGAAGGUUCGCUUGUGAAGGCCUCUCAUAUCUUUCACUUGAUGCUGAUGUAAAGGAAUGGAUUGUGGCGGAUUCAUUAUUGCUCCGUGCUCUAUUCUGCUUAGCACAAUCAGCUGGGGCACUUUGUGUGUUUACACUGGCGACUAUAUACGUGAAUCUUGCGAAUGCCUAUGAAAAACCCGAAGUUAACGAGGAGUUGGUGAAAUUGGCUCAGUUUGCUAAGCACCAUGUACCGGAAGUGCACCACAAGGACACCGACGACUAUGUUGAAAAACGAAUCAGAUGCUUAGUCGAAGAGGGGGCUGUUGCUGCUUGUGUGGCCAUCAGUAAAACGGAAUCACACAAAGCAUUGGAAUUGCUUGCUCGAGCAAUGCUCGCGUUUGCUGAGUAUGAAGACCUUAGAGGUCGCAUUAUCAGCGAAGGCGGCACAAAAUUGUGUCUCCGCCUAGCGAAGGAAGCCACGGGAGAGGGAAAAAUCAAAGCAGCGCACGCCAUAGCAAAGCUAGGUGCGAAGGCAGAUCCGCAGAUUGCUUUCCCAGGACAGAGAGCUUACGAGGUGGUCAAACCGCUUUGCGAGCUUCUUCAUCCUGAUAUCGAAGGGAGACCGAACUAUGACGCACUGCUCACUCUCACUAAUUUAGCAAGUAUGAGCGAUUCUGUUCGACGACGGAUUUUAAAGGAGAGAGCUGUGCCGAAAAUUGAAGAAUUCUGGUUCAUGACUGAUCAUGAACAUCUUCGCGCAGCAGCAGCAGAACUACUUCUGAAUUUGCUGUUUUCGGACGAAUUUUUCAAGGAUACUGUUAAGAAAGGAACAGAUAAGCUAAAGCUGUGGGUUCUUUAUGCGGCAGAGGAAAACGAACGUCUUGCGCGUUGUGCUACUGCUGCUUUUGCCAUUUUGACAGAAGACGUGGAUGCAAAUAGACGAAUCUUUGAUGAAAUAAAGUCUUGGCCGGAUAUAUUCAAGGAGAUCGCUAUGCAUGAGGAUCCUGAGGCUCAGCGGCGAGGACUAAUGGGUAUUGCAAAUAUAAUGGAAAGUGAUGAGAAACUCUGCUCGGAGAUUGUAGCGUCCGAAGUAUUCCGUGUGCUAGUGGCAAUAGCGAAACUUGGAGCUAAAAAUGAGGCCAGGAAAGGCUCUACAGAACAGGCAAAAAGAGGUCUAGCCGCUGCAGAAAAAUUUGGUAUCAUUAAACCAACUGAUAGGGAAAUGUACGAACGAGCAAACCAGGUGUCAACAAUUCCAGAGGAAUGA
Messenger RNA from Necator americanus (New World hookworm), 2892 nucleotides. RefSeq lists its product as uncharacterized. The record is from RefSeq and is a predicted model, not a curated record. The transcript is spliced from 26 exons. Gene Ontology annotation, molecular function: Hsp90 protein binding. Gene Ontology annotation, cellular component: cytoplasm. Lineage: Eukaryota; Metazoa; Nematoda; Chromadorea; Rhabditida; Ancylostomatidae. The coding region runs from base 1 to 2892 and encodes 963 amino acids.